Knipowitschia caucasica is the source of this 465-nucleotide messenger RNA. The record is from the annotation of a GenBank genome assembly. NCBI's taxonomy places the organism in Eukaryota, Metazoa, Chordata, Actinopteri, Gobiiformes, Gobiidae.
AUGCGCUGUAGUCUCUGUUUGUCCCUGACUGUGGCUCCAGCGAACCACACGGUGACGGAGGAGCGCAUUGACGAAGUGGCGACUUCGUGUGACGCCAUCGGGGUUCGCCAGGCGGAGGCUGAGAGCCGCAUCUCCGCUCUGGAGGACGACACGGUGCCGCUGCAAGCCAGAGUGAACGAGCUGAUUAAGUCCAAUUCAGAUUUAGCUUCGCAAGUUUUGGAUCUUCAGGCUCGAUCAAGGAGGGACAAUUUAUCCGUCUCUGACAUCUCCAUUGACCGUGCCUACCGCACAUUUGGUCCACCUGCAGCUGCCGAUGGCCGCCCUCGCCCAGUCAUCAAGUUUCAUCGCUCGAGGGACGUCACCACGGUGUUGUCUGCAGCUAAACGCGCGGGGGACCUGCAGUACGAGGAUCGCCCUCUCUGCAUUGUGCCUGACAUUCUACCCGUGAUGCGACUCACAGUUUAG